This is a messenger RNA of Corythoichthys intestinalis (scribbled pipefish), 3338 nucleotides long. Its product is annotated as sialic acid-binding Ig-like lectin 5. Lineage: Eukaryota; Metazoa; Chordata; Actinopteri; Syngnathiformes; Syngnathidae. The transcript is spliced from 10 exons. The record is from RefSeq and is a predicted model, not a curated record. Bases 166 to 1665 code for a protein of 499 amino acids.
AAUAUCAAAGCCAAAAAACACUUCAUAAGUUACUCACCUCCUCACAGCCGACCUCUCAUUUCUUUCUAGGAUUUCGAACCAUCCACAUGUCAAGCGUUGUCGUCCACUUGAAAAUUUGAAGAGAAUUUCUGCUUUUUGUUGAGCCGUGCCGACAAAAAGUGAAAAAUGACACGCUUGGCUGUGAAGAUUUUUCUGCUUUUUGGCCUGGUUCGAGGCAUCUUCUGUCAGGAAUUUUUGAGUAGCAUGCCGUCGUCCGUGCAGAUCCUGACCGGCUCAUGCUUUUUUGUUCCGUGCACAUUCACCGUACACCCGUAUUAUGACUACUACCUGGACAACACCUGUGCAGUCAUUUGGAAGUCCUUAGACACAAAUAUGGAAGUGUUCCACUCCAAGGUGACGGAGGAGGUCAAUGCCAAGUUCAACUUACUGCAGGGAAAUGUUGUUGGAAAUCUGCUGGAAAAAAACUGUAGCACCAUCCUGGAACCCAAGUCGUCAGUGCAAGCCGGCUCUUAUUACUUGAGGCUGGAGUGUUACUACCAACUUCGUUACAACUUUAAGAAUACAUUUGUUAGAUGGGACUUUCAAGACUCAGUGCCAAAACCCACUAUCGAACCUACAACGGUGGAGGUUGAGGAGGGUACCACGGUGGCCUUAAAGUGUCAAGCGCCAAUUUUUUGCCCGACGUCACCCCCGCUGUUGACAUGGGCGCCAGAGUUAGGCACUGUAAAGGAGGAAGUGGAAGCAAACGUCACAGCGGUCAUGACUUUUGACACCACUUAUCUGCACGACAAUGUUGAUGUGACUUGCAGCGCCGUCUACAGGAGGCAAGAGGGAUAUUCUGAGCUUUCCACGGAACAGGCGUUGACGCUUCGGGUUAAAUAUGCUCCUAAGGACACGUCAGUUUCGGCAUCGCCACCCGGCUCUUUGCCCGACGGCAGCGCCGUCACUUUAAAGUGCAACGGUGUGGCCAACCCGCCGAUCACUGACGUCAGCUGGUACCGCGUGAACGAUAACGGUGCGACACUGGUGGGUUCGGGCCAAGAGAUCACCUUUAAUGUCACCAAGCUCUCAGGGGACAGCUAUUAUUGUGAAAACCACAACAUCCGCGGAGCACAGUCUGCCGAGCCCCUCACCAUCGAUGUCACAUUCGCCCCCGAGUUCCUGAGUUCUUCCGACUGCCAAGCCAUGUCGAACGGCAUUCAGUGUUCCUGUAUCAGCCAGGCCAACCCGCCGCCUUUGCUGCAGUGGAAACUGUUGGGAGUGUUGGUCGAGAACUCCAACCAGCAUACUGUCACGGAGCAGUCCCUCGACAAGUUCACUCGCAAAACCGUCGUCAUCUUUAAGAGCCUGGACAGUGGAACUUCUCUUGUUUGCGCCAGCUACAACCAGUUUGGGCCGGAACUUCUAGCUUUCGACCUGCCUGACUCAGGUGUGACGACUGUGGUGUGUUCUGUUGUGGGAGUGCUGGCUCUGCUGAUAUUGAUUCUCGUGCUUUUGUACAUUUGGAGGAAACCCAAAUUCCACUUCCCAGCGAGGUGGAGACGCGCAAAUAGGAACGCAGGCGAUCUGACCACCAAUAUGGUGAGUCAACAGUUUGGUUUAAACAAAUCAAACCCGACCGAAGUCCAGAACGAGCAACUUCCCAUGUGGAAAACGUCAGCAUGAGCAAACUGCGGUCCUGCCACUGACCAAGUCCAACGGCAUCAUAUGGGGUAGCAACUUAAAACGCGAACCCGAACCAUAACUCGAUCCAGAACCCAAACCAGAGCCAGAGGAGGAAAAGGGGAGGAAAAGGUGGCAGACUCCAACAUCACAGCUCGAAAACUCAGUGUUAACUUUAGGUUCAGAAAAUCAUUUUAGAUGACUCUGUACGAGUUUAAGUUGUGAGUAUUCAUAUAUUAGAAAAUUCUUGAGAAAUUUUGUGAUUGGUAAACACGCUGUUGAUUUUGGGGCAUGGCCAGUUCUUUCCUGUUGGUUUUGGGGCAUUUUCUAAGUAACUUUCUAUUUCUUUUUUGAGCAUUUGUAGAGCCCGUUAACAUUGGGUCACGAGUUUUGAGGCAAUUCUAUAUGAGGCUUUUCCAGGUCGCUUUCUAGACCUACUGAUUCUUUGGCAUUUUUGGGUCACCCCAUGUUGAUCACUGGCGAUUUCCCUUAUUUCAGGUUACAUCUUAUUGUUUUUUCUUGUCAUAUUCUGUUGAUUUUGGUGCAUUUUAAGUGGUCAUUUCCUGUUGAUUUGGGGUGGGGGUCAGAAUUUGAGUAAGAUAUUUUUGGUGGAGCGUUAGGUGUAGGCCUGCAGCUAUCGAUUAUUUCAGUAGUCGAUUAAUCGAUGAACUAGUUAGUUCGAAUAAUCGAGUAAUCGGAUAAGGAACAUAAAAAAAAUAAAAUACCUGAUCUGAGCCUCAAACGGUAUAAAAAAAAUAAUAAAUUAGGAUAUAUGGCCCCUCCCUACCUUUGCGAUCUUCUCCCCGUCUAAACAAUCCAACCCGUUCACUUCGCUCUACCACUAUUCUUCCCCUCUCCGUCCCCCGUGUCCGCCUCUCCACCUUUGGUUCCAGAGCUUUUAGUCAUUGCGGCCCCCAGCUCUGGAACUCCCCACCCCCUGAUCUUCGCAGCAUAUCUACCCUAUCACUUUUCAAAUCUAGACUGAAAACACACCUGUUCACGCUUUCUUACCCACCAUAACCCCUAGCUAGGUUAUAUUUUUACUAUCGUAGUGUGAUUCCAUGUCUCUUAUGAAGCGUCUUUGUGUCUUUUGAAAAGCGCUCUAGAAAUAAAAUGUAUUAUUAUUACAAAAGAACAAUUGGCUAACAAAUCUUAUGAAAUGCCAACCUUUUUUUUUAAAAUGCUCUUAAAUAGUUCACAUUAAAGGUACAAUACCUUUAACCUAAAUUACGAAUUCAUUAAAAAAAAAAAAAAAAAAAAAAAACACUAGCUCGAACAAAAACUUAGCUUAUGCUGGUCUUAACAGGGGGCAGCUGGAUUCAGCCAUGUGAAAUGAGGCAGACUAGAGGGCAGUGUAUCACACUUUCAAAACAAACCAUUACAAUGCCACUUUAAUUAAACGAAUACUGGAGGCAGAAAAAUUAAUAUUUUUUUCUUAUCGAAUACUCGAGUUAAUCGAUUAAUCGUUGCAGCACUAGUUAGGUGUAAAUGGUAGAGAUCAGAAUGAAAACAGGAGCCCCACUUAAAUGGAACCAAAAUACAACAUCUUCCACUUGUUUUUUGCCUUUUGAAAUAUUAAAACUGAAAUUACAUUGGUGUACUUUUUGGGCCCAGGUGUGUAACAUUUGUGCAUUCCAGUAGUUUUUACAAUACAAAUAAAAGUGUUUCUCACUCAA